Messenger RNA from Fundulus heteroclitus (mummichog), 4122 nucleotides. RefSeq names its product A-kinase anchor protein 7. The transcript has 10 exons. Gene Ontology annotation, cellular component: cytosol. Gene Ontology annotation, molecular function: protein kinase A regulatory subunit binding. Bases 243 to 1766 code for a protein of 507 amino acids. The record is from RefSeq and is a predicted model, not a curated record. NCBI's taxonomy places the organism in Eukaryota, Metazoa, Chordata, Actinopteri, Cyprinodontiformes, Fundulidae.
UUUACAAAAUGUGUCAUCCGGUUCGUGCUAGCAGCUAGCACAACUGCUGAAGUCCUGGUCUUUUCUCACGAGUCCGGAGAGUUUUGUGCCAAGUGCCAACGCCGGCAUGUCUCCUAUAGCAUCGGCAUGAUAUUGAGGUGUUCAAAGUGGGAUUCUCUUUAUGUUGUAGUGGUUAGAGGAAGCGAAGCUCUGCCCAGGUUGCUAGCUCUAGCUGUGUAGCAACGACAGCUGUUAAGUCUGUCAUGAUAUGCAACCGUGUGCUGUUGAGCUUCAGUCUGCACGGGUUGAAAAGUGUUUGUUUACAGAGACCGAGUGUCGUGAGGGAGCUCCGAGUUUGCAAUCUGCAUUCAACAUUUUCCAACAGGUGCAUUCAAGCAAAAACGUCCGAACCACCGACACACCGGUCCAGACCUCAGAUUGCAGUUCGGUUCUGUGUCUGUUUGCCAGCGGUGAGUGCCAUGCAGCCAGCCAGCACCUCCUAUGGAGGAGAGGCCAAUGCUGUUGCCUCUGAUGAGGAAGAUGAGGAGGAGGAGGGUUGUGCUGCUGGUGGGACUGAAGCCCUGGUUGACGCGGAGAGCAAAACGCAACAAGAUAAGAUGAUUAUUACAGGUCAGGUUGAGGCGAUCAGCAUGGAGGUCCAUAGAAGGAUGGCAGAUGCUGGAACAUGUACAGUGUUAACUCCAACGGAACCAAAUGAAAAAAAAUCCAAGAGAAAGAUGAGGAGGGAGAAGCUGAAGCUGAUGAAGAGGAAACUCAAAUCAGCCGAAGCGUCCGCCAGCUUAAUGUCAGAGCUUCCGUUUGCGCUGACCAGCCCAACCACAUGGAAAGAGCUUGGUUUCCCCACCCUAGAGACGUCUGAGAAGAAAAGGAAGAGAAAAAGAAAAGACAGUGGGGGCCAAUUGGAUAGCGAGGAAGAUGGUGACCUGAAGAAGAAAAAGAAGAAGAGCCAGAGACCUAACUACUUUGUCUCUAUACCCAUUACUAACACUGAGAUAAAGGCACUUGUGAAAGAGGUCCAAGAAAGCGUGCUUCAACAGGAGCCCCGGCUGGCGAAAGCGAUGAUCCCUGUCCCGACUCUUCACAUCACACUGCUGGUCACUCAUCUGGCCAGUCAGGAGCAAGUGGAACUGGCGGCUGCCGCGUUGGCUCAGGUCGAGCCGUCAGUGGCUGAGCUGCUGGGUGGGCGGGGCCUGGUUCUGCCCUUCUCGGGAAUCCGUCAUUUCAGGAAGGAGGUGGUGUUUGUUGGACUGGACGGCGGAGAACACAGACACACACUGGACAGCCUCGCAGAGUUGCUGCGGAGGCGUUUCGAGGAGCAAGGUCUCCUACAGGAAGACUGUCGCGACUUUGAGCCCCACCUCACCAUCAUGAAGCUGUCCAGGGCGUCAAAACUACGAUUCCAGGGAAUAAAGCGAGUGGAACCAGGCCUUUACUCCGACUACACAAACAAAUUUUUUGGAAACCAGGCGGUGGAGCGUUUGGAUCUGUGUUCUAUGUUAAAAAAGAAGCAAAAAGACGGAUAUUACCACACCGAGACUUCACUACAACUAGGUGGACGUCGCCGCUCGGAGCCCGACGAGGCUGAGCUGCUGAGGGUCAGCAAGAGAUUGGUCGAGGAUGCCAUCAGCCGCGCGUUGCAGCAGUACAAACAGGAAACGCUUCAGAACGGGGGCGGGCCCAACGCCGCAGCGGUCCAGCCGCCCGGGAGUGCGGGGGAGACGAAGACGGACACUACGGCCAACUCCUCCACGGACAACAGGAAGUGACAUCUCUGCGCGGAGGCAAACGGACUUUGGACAACCGGCGGCCCAGAACAGAUCAGCCAGACCUGGCUAAACAUGGGGGGGAGGGGGGGGGAGUGAGUGAGACCGGCGCUCAAAGCCAGAACCGGUCAGCCUCCCACCUUAGCUAGCCGGGCAAAGCGCUGAAUAAUUCGGUAAUAUUGCUUCACCUCGAUGCUCCGUGACUGUCAUAGCAGGACGCCUUGCUAAUUAACUCUCCGUUGUCCAGGAAACUCGUGAAGCGCUCGUCCAAUCGCAGGCUUCACUGUGAGCUGCCGCAACAAACUGCCCAUUCAGAGUAGAGACGGUUAUAUUUUCUAGAAACGUUUGGUCCGCUGUCACCUGCACUUAAAACCAGCUCAGCGACGUCCUUACGAUCGGUUGCGGGUGAUGUUUGAAACAAAUCUCCUCCCAGACGACUCCUCCGCUCAUCACUGUGUGGCCUGAGCUGGUCUGACUCACCCAGGCUGGGUUCUUCCCGCCUGAAUCACGGUUCAGGGUGUCGGGCUUUUCCUAAUCGGGCUGUCAUGAUCGGGACGUGGAUUUUCUUUUACCUGCCAGCAUUUUCUCCCCCUCUUCAGAUGUCUGCCUCCGCCGGGUCUCAGAAACACGAGCUUUAAGUGUUGUAUAACAGCCCCGUUUGAUCCCAGUGUUCCUCUCUGAGACAAUCGCCAAGCCAGGUCGCGUCUGGUCGCAGGUUCCCGAAGCCGAGCCGGACUCCAGCGUUUCGAUUCCACGAGCGCCCUUCUUCCACGCAGUGCAUUAGAGUAAUAGAUGACUACAGAUAACACUAACUCAGUCCAGGAAGAUGGGAGGCAGUGAUUGCUAGAAAAUAAUGCAAUGACUUUGUUGCCAAGAACACAUCCGUACUUGAUCGAUGCCAAAACUGACACCGUUGUAUUGUUUUCCCCGUCUACCGUCUGUCCUUUUUUUGAAAGAGUGAAACGGCUUCUGAAGACCUGAAACAGAUUAUUUAUUCAACGUCUGCCGUUUAAAGAUUGAGGCAAACCUUGGGUCGAAGACGCGCUCGAGUCUGGCCGCUUGAUGCGACUUUUUUUUCUUUUCUUCUUUCCAGACGUUCUUAGCGUGAUCUGAAAAGCUUUUGUCGGGUAGCAAUUGUCAAGGAGGCAAACUCUGUCAGACGAAAGGCUCGCCAGCUCUUAAGUUUGGAGACCUCUGUUUGUUUUCCAUUUUUCGUUUUUUGUUUUUCUGCAUUGUGCGUGGCUCUGCAGCUCGUUCAGCCAAUUCAUGCCAUUCAGAAAUAGACGCCCGUCGGCACGAAAUUGAAGGAGAUUAGAUUUUCCUGAAAGGCUCCUGGAGGUAAUUGAUAGUGAAGGAUGAUGCGGGGAUAAGCAGAUACAUUUAAUCACUUUUAAGGUUUUAUUUGCUUGUUUUAUUUGACGCUGAAGCAGAAUCUGUUCUCCGAGAGUAAAAAUAUGAUUUCAUGUGAAAGUAUAUAUACAGUGUAUUUAAUUUUUCUGUUACUGGACAGUGACAUUUAAUUUUGAAAAUCUUACAAGCACAAAAGUUUCAAUUUUAUUUUUAUUUUUUUAAAGCUGUUUUUGACUUCAGGUUCGUUGACGUGGAACGAUGUUCAUGCCGUUAAAUUCGACCCACCUGUGCUGAAAGUGGCCUUCUGUCACUAAAAACAAGUUUUUUGUGAUUAUAGUUUUGUUGUGACUUGCCGUGGUGAUGCGUUGGUGACAUUUUGUAACCGGAGUGAAACCAGCUCCUAAAUGUCAACCUUUGGACAAAGAUUAUUAUUAUUAUUUUUUUUUUUAGUAAAAUAAGUUUUAAAAAAAACACGUUAAAACAGCUUUUGUGUUGAAUCCAAGCUAUUUGCAGCUUCCUGUCCUUCGAGCGCAAACAGCUCGGAGCGUGAAACUACGGCUAAACCCACAGAAGCACCGUGACUCUGGGCAGCCGCUCAUUUUGUCUUGGGGUGGACUUUGAACGUUUUGGGGUUUUUUUCUGGUUUGGUCUUUUGCUGUCACCGGAUCCUUAAAUCUCCACGAAGAAUCCCCUUUAAUGCACAAGUUGUCCUGUUGGCCUCUGUGAUUGUUCAUCUGUCUCUGAAAGCCUGUGAGAGUGUGUGCUCUCGUUCACAUGGUGUCCAGGGGAUGUUUGAUCAGUGGAUCCCCCUACGUGUCUCCUCCUGUCUGCAUCAGUCAUGACAACGUCCGGUCGUCUGUGGAUGUUGUUUGUCUUUCCAUGUAUCCACACGUAUGUUGGGUCGUGUGUGUGUGUGUGUGUGUGUGAGUGUGUGUUCUUUGUACUGUGUCUUGUAUACCUUGUUCUGCCAUGUCUGAACAAUAAAACAGGAUAUGACAUUUAAAACCAA